Molecule: messenger RNA, 3175 nt
Organism: Acipenser ruthenus (sterlet)
Lineage: Eukaryota; Metazoa; Chordata; Actinopteri; Acipenseriformes; Acipenseridae
Product: olfactory receptor 6N1-like
Exons: 3
Coding region: 1287-2237 (316 amino acids)
Biological process (GO): G protein-coupled receptor signaling pathway
Cellular component (GO): membrane
Molecular function (GO): olfactory receptor activity; G protein-coupled receptor activity
Source: RefSeq, a predicted model, not a curated record
UGCAAGGCUUGUGCUCAGGUGCCUGUAAUCUUUCUUGCUCCUGUUGCCUUGUGCUCUGCAGGGCAGGAUUGUGAACAUCAAACAUUCCCUUCUGGGUCUGAAAGGUCAUGUAAACAGAGCCACUGACUUGCUAAUAGAUCUUGUUUUCAAUGGAUUAUUCAUUAAGCUCCUACAUCCCCCUGGAUGUUUCAGAGGCAGUACCCCCUCCCCCUCCUCCAUGAAGGAAGCAUAUAAAGCUCAGCCCAUUUCUUCAGACUCAGAAGUACUGUCCACACAGAACUGCAUGCUUCUACCAGCAGCUUCUCCUGAGGAUCUCUCUGAGAGGUGCCUUUAUCCAACGGUAAAGGACGGUACAGGGUUACAAUGCAAGUCUGAAAAAGUGCACCUUUGCUGCAACCCUAAAACAUUGCUGCUCUCUGGCCAAUGGAGAAGGGAUUUCCAGUUGUUAUCAUCCAUGAAACUGGCUUGGGUUUGUUUGUCAGCACGGUUUAAAGGUUGAUGUUUUAGCAACAAUAGCACAAACAGGGAUAAUAGUCAAUAAUACUAUAAUAUUAACUCUUUUUAUUGGAUUAGAAAUAUUCUGUAUAAUACUGCUAAGGUGCUUCAAGCGAUAACUACUUUUUUAUGUUCUGCUUCCCCACAAAUUGUGUGUAGUUUUCCCCAGAUUAUAUGAGUGAGUGCUUAGAUUAUGGGAGAGCUUGUACAGUUGAUGACAGCUCCCAGUGCUGCUUCAGAGAGCAGCAGCAGACUGUCUGUGUAGUUACACAAUGACAUGAAGGGUUAGGAUUUGACAAGAUGUGUGUGCCUGCACUUAAAUCUACCUUUAGGGAAUGUAAACAAGCUUGACAGCCCACAGGGUCUGGUUUCUGAUGAAGUUCAUUACACAGCUUGGUAAACUAUAGGACACAUGUUGUAAAUAGUGGACUAACACUUCAGCAAAACUGGACUGAAGUUGAGACACAGCUGUUAAAGAGUAAUCACUUGCAUAUUACAGUCUUUAUACAUGCAUUUGGUUUAGGGUUGAAUGUCUAACCAUUUAAAGAUGAUAUCUCCUUUUAAAUGAUGCUGGUAUGCAUCCAUACAUGUAUUCCAUUGUAGCAACCAUACUUCAUCAUGUACAUUUCAAAAUUAGAAAGGGCAUGAAUUGAAAUAUUCAGUGCUUGUAGUACACAUGUAUCCCCCUUUUUAAAUAGGAAUAUAAUAUUUAGAGUAUGUAACUUAUUUUAAUCUUCCUGCUAACAUGUUUUUUUAAUGUAUUUAUUCACAGGUAUUUUGAAGAAGCAGCUAUGCAGAAAAAUAACUCAUCCUACGUUACAAUGUUUACCCUUUCUGGAUUAAAUGAAUCAAGCACAAAUAAAUAUAUAUAUUUUUCUUUCACUCUCCUGGGUUAUCUCUUUAUCAUUUGUGUUAAUUUAACUCUAAUUGUAAUAAUAGCUCUUGAAAAGACACUUCAUGAGCCCAUGUAUUUUUUCCUCUGUAAUCUGAGUGCUAAUGCACUGUAUGGUACUGCUGGUUUCUAUCCUAAACUACUGUUUGAUUUUCUGUCUGAUACGCAUGUCAUCUCAUAUUCUGGGUGCCUGCUUCAAAGAUUUGUCAUCUACAGUUUUUCUGCUUGUGAAUUAUCAAAUUUAACAGUGAUGGCAUAUGAUAGGUAUGUGGCAAUAUGCAGGCCCCUGGAGUACCAUGCUAUCAUGUCGCCUUUGACGACUGGUAAAUUAAUACUGUUUUCUUGGAUUUUUCCAUUCUGUUGUUUGUGUGUUGGUACUCUAUUGACUUUCAGGUUGCCCUUAUGUGGCUCCCACAUUGAAAAACUAUUUUGUGAUAACUGGUCAAUUGUGAAAUUAUCUUGUGUAGGGACUACUGUUAACAAUGUAUAUGGAUAUGUUAUAUUAUGUAUAUUCAUUGCACAUUUCCUUUUUAUUUUAUUUUCCUACAUGAAAAUACUCAGAGCGUGCCGGGCAUCUAGUAUAGCAAUGAGUAAAUGUUUGCAGACCUGUUUGCCACAUUUGUUGACCUUGAUCAACUACUGUAUUGCCAUACUUUUUGAUUUAAUGUACAGUAAAUACGGUUCAUAUGAUAUGCCACAGGUUUUACACAAUAUCUUGUCAGUGGAAUUUCUGAUCGUCCCCCCUGUUUUCAAUCCUGUCAUUUAUGGUUUAAACUUUCAAAAGAUCCGGAACAAAGUCACAAGAAUGUGCAGCAGAAACAAAGUAAUUCACACUGGAUCCCAGAUGUAGUUGCUGCUAUUGUCUUGCAUUUGUAAGAAAUCAAAACUUUAAAUUUAUAUAUUGUUUUCUAUAAUUAAUAAUAGAGCACGUUAAAUAUUUUUCAUGAAAGACACACUUGAUUGCAAUACAAAACGGAUAGAAUGUUGAGUAGUUUAGCAAGAUAUGUGCUUAACAUACAGGAUUAUUUCAUUUGUUAUUGACUCAAGAAAUUAACAGAAUCAGGUGAGUUAAAUGGACCCGAUGCACUUUUUCAACCUUAUUGUAAAACUCUUUUAAGCCCUUAUUUUGUUAAUAUAAGCUGAAAUGCUUAUUUAUUAAGGGUAGCUUCACAUUGUAUAUAGAAAAAUGUAUAAUCAAACAAGCCAAAUGUACUGCAUAAGCGUAGCUUCUGAUGUGAAGAAAAUAAUAUUUCAUAAUUUCAUGUAAUGUAUUUUAAACUGAAAUAGUUUAUAUCCUUGUGUGGCGGAGUGUCCCGCCCCUAUGUAUUAUUAUUUGUAUUUUUGUUUGCGGCGCAGUUAAAAGCACUGCGUCUUUUAUUAUUUAUAAUUUAAAACCCCGUGAGGAUGCAUGACUGAUCAGCUACUGAUUAUUUAACUAGCUGACAGUCAUGCAUCCUUACCAAACGCGUGCAGACUCUGGCCGAGGGGUAAUAAGAUAAUUAACAACUAGUUAACCCCUCGGCCAGAGUAUAAGAACCGGCAGCUGCCCGUGCUGCGGUGUUGAAUGUAGAGAGGAGAGUAAGGGAGAGCGGAGAGAGAAAGAGCGCGCGAGGAGAAUAAUACAUAAUUAACAAUUGCGAAAACGUGCUGGAUUAGCCAGCACAACACUUACUUGUUUGUUUGUUUAUUCAUUUGGACCUUGUGCCUUUUUGUUUUGUGUUUUGUUAAAAUCAUUUGUUUUGUUUAUUAAACACGCUGAGUGCCAUUGCAUUCAGCUUCACCAUCCCA